AUGGGGUAUUAUUUAGCAGAUGGUAUAUAUCCCGAGUGGGCUACAUUUGUCAAGACUAUUUCAAUGCCACAGGGAGAAAAGAAAAAAUUAUUUGCUCAACAUCAAGAAUCGGCUAGAAAAGAUGUGGAGCGAGCAUUUGGAGUGCUUCAAUCUCGAUUUGCAAUUAUACGUGGCCCAGCGCGUGCCUGGCACAUGGACACUCUCAAGCAUACCAUAUAUGCCUGCAUCAUAUUGCACAACAUGAUUGUGGAAGAUGAACGACAUACAUAUGGAGGUAAUUUUGAUUACUCUUAUGAUAAUGUGGAUAUCAAUAACUCAACAACUGAAACAUUUAGCGGUCCUCAUCCGAAUCUUGCAACAAGACUACAAAGAAGAGUAAGUAUUCAAGAAAAACAAGUUUAUCGUAAACUUCAAGGAGAUCUAGUUGAAUAUAUUUGGGAACGUUUUGGACAUGAAGAUGAUGAAAUUUAA
This is a messenger RNA of Lathyrus oleraceus (garden pea), 471 nucleotides long. RefSeq lists its product as uncharacterized. The transcript has a single exon. The record is from RefSeq and is a predicted model, not a curated record. NCBI's taxonomy places the organism in Eukaryota, Viridiplantae, Streptophyta, Magnoliopsida, Fabales, Fabaceae. The coding region runs from base 1 to 471 and encodes 156 amino acids.